CGCGAUAUAAGCGCUGCGCGGCGCCGCGGCGCGCACUCAGCCAAACUCGCGGACUGCGAUAGGUCGUGUCACGCGGUGGCGCAACGAUCGCAGCCGUUCCCGCCACACUGACGAACACAUUUUCUUUGAAAUUUCGUGCAAUUGCAAAGAAAAAAGUGAACAAAGCGGGACAUUCGGUGACUUAAGAGUGCUCUGUGAUUGUUGUUUAUACAUGAAUAGACUCUAUUUUUUAUCGAUAUUUUACAAAUUUCGGUAGUAAUAGAGGUUCGAGACGGAUCGCACUAGUGAAACGAGCACAUCAACGUUUCAAGUAGUGAGGAUUGCGUGAACUUCGCACUGGACCAGUCCAACAGAUAACAUAUCAACGUGGUGCUCGAAGAUAUCGACAACUUUACUAUACAAUACAAACCAAUUAGAUUUAGUAAAGACAUAAGAGUAAUGACAAUUAUACCGUCCUUUAGAUAAUUUUUACAAAACUAUAUUAUAAGGAGAAAUCAAAUGAGCAUAUCUAGGAGUAAUAGAUUAAGAAUAUCUCCGGCAAGCAUGGCGUGCGUGAGCCUGAGGAGUAGUCUGAGGAUACUGUGGACGGCGACCACGGCGCUCGUGUUCCUCACGAGGAGCAGCGCCGCGCCGACCUUCGGUGGAGCAGAUAAGGCGAUGGUUGAACAUGAUGCCUACUUUCAGAUGUACUUAGCGCAGUACGGGUACCUAAGCCCCUCUGUGAGGAAUCCUUCGAGCGGGCACAUCAUGGACGAGAGUUCGUGGCGCCGAGCUAUUGCCGAGUUCCAGAGCUUCGCCGGGCUAAACGCGACAGGCGAAUUAGACGAGGAAACAACAAAAGUAAUGUCAUUGCCGAGGUGCGGCGUGCGAGACAAGGUGGGCUUCGGAGACCGCGCCAAGAGAUACGCGCUGCAGGGCUCAAGAUGGCGCGUCAAGAACUUAACUUACAAGAUCUCUAAGUACCCAUCUAAGCUGAACCGAGCUGAAGUCGACAAUGAACUUGCCAAAGCCUUCUCAGUGUGGUCCGACUACACAGACCUUACCUUUACGCAGAAGCGGUCCGGACAAGUCCACAUUGAAAUCAGGUUCGAGAAGGGAGAGCACGGAGACGGCGACCCCUUCGAUGGUCCUGGUGGCACCCUUGCCCACGCCUACUUCCCCGUAUACGGCGGCGACGCUCACUUCGAUGACGCUGAGAUGUGGUCCAUUAACUCGAGGAGGGGAACCAAUCUCUUCCAGGUCGCAGCUCACGAGUUCGGUCAUUCCCUAGGGCUGUCUCACAGCGAUGUUCGUUCAGCUCUCAUGGCUCCCUUCUACCGAGGAUACGACCCUGCCUUCCAACUUGACCAAGAUGACAUCCAAGGCAUUCAGGCUCUGUACGGUCACAAGACGCAGACAGACAUCGGAGGCCUACCCGGCCUUCCCGGAGCGGCCGCCCCACCGUCCGUACCUCGUGCCACAACGCAGCAACCCUCAGCCGAGGACCCAGCGCUCUGCGGAGACCCUAAGUUCGACACCAUCUUCAACUCGGCUGACGGUGGCACUUUUAUAUUCAAAGGCGAGCACUACUGGCGUCUGACGGAGGACGGUGUCGCGUCAGGCUACCCGCGUCUGAUCGCCCGAGCAUGGCCCGGCCUGCCUGGCAACAUCGAUGCUGCCUUCACUUACAAGAACGGCAAGACCUACUUCUUUAAGGGAUCCAAAUACUGGAGGUAUAAUGGACAGAAGAUGGACGGAGAUUAUCCUAAAGACAUUAGUGAAGGUUUCACCGGCAUCCCAGACAACCUGGACGCUGCUUUAGUCUGGUCAGGCAACGGCAAGAUCUACUUCUACAAGGGCACCAAGUUUUGGCGCUUCGAUCCUUCACAACGCCCGCCCGUCAAGGCCACAUACCCCAAACCGCUGUCCAACUGGGAAGGCAUUCCUGAUAGCAUUGACGCAGCCCUGCAGUAUACCAAUGGAUACACGUACUUCUUCAAGGGUGGAUCCUAUUGGCGGUUUAAUGAUAGAACUUUCAGUGUGGACUCAGACAAUCCCGCGUUCCCUCGGUCGACGGCGUUCUGGUGGCUCGGCUGCAGCAGCGCGCCGCGGGGCACCGUGGGAGGUAACAACGCGCGCCUCUCCGACGCUCCCGUCGGCGAAGACGACGUCGGAGACAUACUGUUCGACGCAGAUGGGUCGGAUUCUGGCGACAACAGCGGGCACAGCGGCGCGCGCUCGCUGACGCCGCUGUCGCUGUCGGCGCUGGCGGCGCUCGUGGCGCUGGUGACGCAGGCGCUGCGCCCGCGCGCCUAGCCCCGCCCCCCGCCCCCCGGGCCCCGCCCCCCGCCGCGCCGCCGCGGCACUGACUGUGAUGUGUGCAGUGUGCCUGGUGUAUACGCGUUCGGUAUAUUGUGUAUAGCGAAUGCGCUGCUGUGAUGACGAGUGCGCCUUUUUUAUACUGCGAGAACGAUAAUUUAAUGCGAAGUCAUAGUUUUUAUACUUAAGAUAAAUAGAUGAUGUAAGCUCGUGUGUGAUAUUGACGUAAGCGACGAUUUUUAUAUUAAAUAUUUAAAGUGAUCAUA
Messenger RNA from Helicoverpa armigera (cotton bollworm), 2564 nucleotides. It is a transcript of the gene Mmp1, whose product is annotated as matrix metalloproteinase-14. Gene Ontology annotation, cellular component: extracellular matrix. NCBI's taxonomy places the organism in Eukaryota, Metazoa, Arthropoda, Insecta, Lepidoptera, Noctuidae. The record is from RefSeq and is a predicted model, not a curated record. Gene Ontology annotation, biological process: proteolysis; extracellular matrix organization; collagen catabolic process. Gene Ontology annotation, molecular function: zinc ion binding; metalloendopeptidase activity.